This is a messenger RNA of Aspergillus clavatus NRRL 1, 1941 nucleotides long. RefSeq names its product sugar porter family MFS transporter. Gene Ontology annotation, molecular function: myo-inositol:proton symporter activity. The coding region runs from base 1 to 1941 and encodes 646 amino acids. NCBI's taxonomy places the organism in Eukaryota, Fungi, Ascomycota, Eurotiomycetes, Eurotiales, Aspergillaceae. The record is from RefSeq and is a predicted model, not a curated record. Gene Ontology annotation, cellular component: membrane. The transcript is spliced from 8 exons. Gene Ontology annotation, biological process: transmembrane transport.
AUGGCAGAGCAGAAGGACAGUGUCGCUCAUGUCGCUCAUGUCGCGACUACUGAUGCCCCUAUCAAGCAGCAUGGCGACCAUAACGCGCUCGAGAGUGCCCAUAUGGAGCAUAUCAACCUGAACAACAACCUUUCUGCCAAGAUCAAAAAUCCUCUGGCGGAUCUCACCCCCUCUCAGGUCAUUGGCGACGUGGAAGAAUUCUCCCGGGAGUAUGAUCUUCAAGACAUCCUCCCGGACUUGAAGAAGGGUGCCCUCAUCGCGCGUGAUCCUGACAACUUCGAGUCGGUUCCUGAGAUAACUGAGGCCGAGAUCAGCACCAUUCGUGAUGAGACUGAUCAUAAAUGGCGUCAGCCUCGUUCUCUUUACUUCACAAUCAUUCUUUGCUCCGUUGGCGCCGCUGUCCAGGGUUGGGAUCAAACUGGAAGUAACGGUGCCAAUCUUUCCUUCCCCUACGCUCUUGGUAUCCCUGAUGGCGACAAGCUCUUGGACGGCUCUGUCAAUCCCGACGCCGAACGGAACCAGUGGUUGGUCGGUGUGGUGAAUGCUGGUCCAUAUAUUGCUAGUGCUGCUCUCGGUUGCUGGUUGUCCGACCCUGUCAACUCGUACCUUGGCCGUCGCGGUGCAAUCUUCCUGUCCUCCAUCUUCUGCGUUCUAUCUCCCAUUGGCACUGCUGUCAGCCAGACCUGGCCCCAGCUUUUCGUGACUCGUCUCCUCCUCGGUAUUGGUAUGGGUCUGAAGGCGUCCACUGUCCCCAUCUUCUGUGCAGAGAACACUCCUGCGGUCAUCCGUGGAGGCUUGGUCAUGUGUUGGCAACUGUGGACCGCCUUUGGCAUCUUCCUUGGAUUCUCCGCCAACUUGGCUGUCAAGGACACGGGUAAAAUUGCCUGGCGGUUGCAGUUCGGCUCGGCGUUCAUCCCUGCUAUUCCUCUUCUUGUGGGCGUCUACUUCUGCCCCGAGUCGCCUCGUUGGUACAUCAAGAAAGGAAACAUGAGGCGCGCCUUCAACUCUCUCUGCCGGCUGCGCAACACGAAGCUGCAAGCUGCUCGAGACCUGUUCUCCAUCUAUUCGCAGAUCAAGGUUGAACAAGAAAUCGCUGGAAAUGGCACCUACGUCACUCGCUUCAUCGAGUUGUUCACCAUUCCACGUGUCCGUCGCGCGACUCUCGCUUCCUUCGUUGUCAUGAUUGCGCAACAGAUGUGUGGCAUCAACAUCGUCGCUUUCUACUCGUCCACUGUCUUCGCGGAGGCAGGUGCCAGUCCAACCGGGGCCCUCUUUGCCUCCUGGGGUUUCGGACUGGUUAACUUCCUUUUCGCGUUCCCCGCUGUGAUCACCAUUGACACUUUCGGACGUCGAAGCCUGCUUCUUUUCACUUUCCCCCAGAUGGCGUGGACUCUCCUCGCAGCAGCUUUCUGCUUCCUCAUCCCCGAGGAGUCCAAAGCCCAUCUCCCAUGCAUUGCGCUCUUCGUCUUCAUGUUUGGAGCAUUCUAUUCGCCAGGCGAAGGUCCAGUUCCCUUUACUUAUUCGGCAGAGGUGUUCCCUCUGUCGCACCGCGAGGUUGGAAUGUCGUGGGCUGUUGCGACUUGUCUCGGAUGGGCUGCAGUCUUGUCCAUCACCUUCCCUCGCAUGCUCCAUGUGAUGACUCCCACUGGCGCCUUUUGCUUCUAUGCUGGUCUGAAUGUGACAGCAUUGAUCAUGAUUUUCCUGUGGGUGCCCGAGACCAAGCAACGCACUCUGGAGGAACUCGAUUACAUCUUUGCGGUGCCCACGCGAGUGCAUAUGCGCUACCAGUGCUUCACGGUGCUCCCUUGGUGGGUCCAGCGCUACAUCUUCCGCCGCAAAGUCGAAUGCCCCCCUCUGUACAGAUUCGACACGGCCCCUCAUGACGAGAAGUUGGAAGGCCGCGAAUUGGGCGGACCUAUCGCGCCUAGAACUCAGACGUAG